AUGGCUGAAGUCGACCAACCCCUAGAACUUCACGCACGACACAUCGUUUACUGUGGCGUAUGCACUCUUCCACCAGAGUACUGCGAAUUCGGCGGCACAUCCAAAAAAUGCGAAGAAUGGCUCCAAAAAACUCAUCCAGACCUACAUGAGCAACUAUACUCUGAAGAAGCAUUAAACGCAAACCUCUCCACACUUUCAAUCACAGCCCGCGAAAAAGCAGCCAAAGACGCCGCCAAAAAAGAAGCCAAAGCCCUACAAGCCGAAACCCGCGACGCAGAACGCCUCGCCUCCUCCAAGAUAAUCAUCAAGCGCGUCGAGCGCAACAAGCGGAAAUUCGUCACCGUCGUUAUCGGCCUCGAACAGUUCGGAUUGGACCUGAAAAAAGUGGCCAAGGAGCUAGGCAAGAAGUUUGCGACGGGGUCGAGUGUGACCAAGUCCGCGGCCGGCGCGGAGGAGAUUACGGUUCAGGGCGAUGUUAGUGACGAUCUGUUUGAGUGGUUGGUUGAUAUACACGGGGAUAAGGUGCCGGAGGAUAAUGUGGAGUUGGUCGAGGAUAAGAAGAAGAAGGCUGCCACUUAG
Molecule: messenger RNA, 579 nt
Organism: Talaromyces marneffei
Lineage: Eukaryota; Fungi; Ascomycota; Eurotiomycetes; Eurotiales; Trichocomaceae
Exons: 4
Coding region: 1-579 (192 amino acids)
Biological process (GO): translation reinitiation; formation of translation preinitiation complex
Molecular function (GO): translation initiation factor activity; mRNA binding
Source: RefSeq, a predicted model, not a curated record